AAGCGUCGGUGCGACACACCGCAACAUGUCCUCGCGGCCCAAGAGCAAGAGAGGGGAAGACGAAUCCGCAUCCAAUGCGCCCAAGAAGCAGGGCCGGUCGAGCCCUGUGGUUAAGCCGAAACGCCGCGGGAAGGAGAGGGACAAAAAGGGGACCUCCUCCAAGGGAAUGAUCAAGAUCCUCGACGAGGCGAUCGAGAACGGCGCCACGGAGGAAGCCAAGGCCAGGGCGGCGUCCACCUCGAAGAAGCAGAAUGCCCCGAUCCCCCCCAAAAAGGGCUGGAAGACCUUCGAGGAGCACGUGGAGGAAGCCGCGGUGAACGCCGAGACCAGCAAGGAGGAACGGAGAAAGAAGCGGAGGGAAGCGAGGGAAAGAGCCAAGGCCGACAGGGACUCGAGAAACAACCAGCACCGGGAGGAGGCCAAGCGACGGAUGGAGGAAGCCAGAAAGAAAAAGGAGGACGAAGCAUCGGAGAAGACGAAGUGGAUGGAGGAUUACAAGAAGAAGAAAGAAAAGGAGCUGAGGGAGGAGGAAGAGAGAAAGCGGAAAGCAGAGGAAGAGGAGAGGAAGCGACGGGAACGACUGCUGCGGGAGGAGGAAGAGAGAAAGCGUAGAGAAGAAGAGGAAAAGAAGCGCAGAGAGCAGCAGCAAAGGGAGCAAGAGGAGAGGGAACGAAGAGAACAGAAACAAAGGGAAGAGGAAGAGAGGAAGCGGAUUGAGCAGGAACUGAGAGAAAAGGAAGAAGAGAGGAACCGAAAGAAAGAAGAGGAGAAGAAGCGAAAAGAACAGCAACGAAGGGAAGAGGAAGAGAGAAAGCAGAAAGAACAGGAGCGAAGGGAAGAAGAAGAGAGACAGCGAAAAGAACAGCAACUGAGGGAAGAAGAAGAGGAGAGGAAGCGAAAAGAAGAAGAGGAGGAGAAACGAAGGAAGGAGGAGGAAGAAAGGAAGCAGAAGGAGCUUCAAGAAAAGGAAGAACUGCGAAAGAAACAAGAACAAGAAGAGCAGCAAAAACGAAAACAGGAAGAAGCCGACAAACGCGAAGUCCAGGAACGAAAGAAGCAGCAGCAAGAAGAACAGAAGAAAAGGUUCGACCAACGGAAACAAGAGGAUCCGUCGUUUGUAGAACGAAUUCCAAAGCGGAGCGCCCUCUUGGCAAUCGGCGGCAAAGCCCUGGAAGACUACGAAAAGAAACGCUCCGCCAAGGCUCUGGCCCUAUGGAAAAACGAAGGUGGGGCUAGCAACAACAGCUGGACCAUUCCAACCGGUCAGACCUUCGAUGGACUCUUUGCGUGCGAGGAUCCAGACGCGAUCGAACAAACCGAGGUCCUGGUCGAUGCCGAAUCGCUCGGGGGGGCAAUCGAAGCGUUCAAGGCCGAUCCCGAGACCUAUCUGGCGAUGCUCUACCCCAACAACAGCAACCAAUCGAACAAGAUCCCGGUCACCUACGUUCUCCGAGCCGGCACACCGGUGUUCCGACCGCUGGACGUCCGAAACGACGGGACGGGAGCCUUUUGCCUCUGGCAGCACGUCUACCAGAGGCUCGUACCCUUUGGAGAAAACAAGCUGCCACUCGACGCCCGCGAUGCCCACACGGAUUCGAUGACCUACAUGGGGCAAAAGCUCCACAGCGAAACCGGCGACCUCCAACGGCUCCCGCUCCUGCCCGGCCGGGGCAUGGGACUGGCCGACGCCCCGAGCACCAAGCUGGUGGGGCUGACGUCUCCGGUCGAGGAGGACUGCAUCGCCGAACCCAACGACAUCGUUCAGGGCAGCAUCGGGGAUUGCUGGCUCCUCUCGGCGAUUGCCUGCCUCGCUGACUUCGAUUGGGCCGUCCAGCGGCUGUUCCGAAAGACCCAAACGGCACAGCACCUGGGAGAACUCCCCACCGACGGAAGCGACGACACUCCGAGCGGCAACUCCUACACCGUGACCCUGUGGGAUCUCACUACCUGGGAGGAAGUCGAUGUGGUGGUAGACGAACGAUUGCCAAUCCGCCUUUCCAAUCCCAAUGAACUGCUUGGGGCCAGGCCGUCGAGAGACGGCAAGCUAUGGGUCCCCUAUCUCGAAAAGGCGAUUGCGAUUCACUGCGGCGGAUACGACAAGCUCGAGGGUGAGUGCGUGCGAACUUGAAUAGGAAAGGAAGACUGGGUUGUGCAUUGCUGAGUUGCGCUGCGCUGUGUUGUGCUACACUGCUGCUGUAAUAUAUUGCGUUUUGUUUUGGAUUGUUUUAUUCGCCAUGGUUUAACAAUUCAAAUAUUUCUUUAUCUUGUUCCAAUGCUUCUUCAAUGUCCGCCUUCCUGUUCCUUGCUAUUCGUAUCUUUACUGCAACACGAACGAAUGCAUAUGAUUACGCACGAACGAACCUGACAACAACAACAAUUGGUGAUCGAUCGAACAUCGAACAAUGCGCAAAAUCCGUAGGAGGAAACUGCACACACGCCUGGCCGAUGCUGACGGGAAGCCGAAACCAGUACAUCAUCCAGAGAAAUCCCAAAUCAAACAACUCCGAUGGCAACGACACAGUGACCUAUUCGUGUUCUGCAAGAUACGAUUCUUACAAAGAAGAAUGGUCUCCGCACGCUAAUUCGCCACACGACUACAAGGACGGGUCGGCAAUCUGGAGCGUCCCUUGGCCCAGGGUUGGUAGCACCAGCGAGGAUUCCGACGGUUGUCGGGACAUUACUGCAGACGAGCUCUUUGACAAGAUCGUGGCCUGGGACGAGACCAAUUACCUGGUGGGUGCAGGGACAUCCGGUCAAUCCGAUGACGAAAAGACGGACGGGAUCGUUGACAACCACGCCUACAGCGUCAUCGAUAGCCGCCAAAACAUCGGUGGGACUGGAAUUGAUUUGUUGCUAGUGCGUAAUCCCUGGGGCAAAGGUGGUGGACUCGAACACGGUAAGUACAAGGGUGACGAUUAGGUUCAGUUUCACGAAUGUAUCUUGUCUGCAUAUACUAUUGUUCAAUAUUUUCUUGUUUCUUCGCUACGAAUGCUUUCUUACGAAUGUCACCCCAACCAUAUACACACUAUGCGAUGCAAUGCAAGGCGAAUUCAUGGCUGACGGUCCAGGAUGGAAAAAGUACCCAAAGGUUCGGUAUGAGCUAAAUCCAAUCCCCGAAGAUAUGGGUCUUUUUUGGUUGACGAAGGACGAGUUUUUCAAGUACUUUCCAUCGAUCUAUCUCUGCAAAUUCAAUAUGACGAGGCUACGAGAAAAAGAUUACACCAACGAUCUACAGGACGAAUUCAAGCGCACGAAAAAGAAAGCGCAGACAACAAAGAAAAAACAGCCAACCAACGAGCCAUUGGCACCACUUGAGCCAUGGAUUGUCGACAAGGAAUCGGAUCCGAACUCGUCCUACAAAAUCGUCGAGCAAUCCUAUGACGGCGGGGUCUACUUCGACGAACUGAACAAAAGAGUGGUAAAGGGAAAAUGCAUUGUCGAUGGGGUCAAAGAAUUCCGGUCAAAUCCCGAGAAGUACCUGGCAAUCCAUUAUCAGAACUCCAUUGCAGAUGGAGGGUGGCCCGUGGAGGUCCACCAGUACACCUUGAUUUUUCGGGAAGGGACGGAAGGACUCGACGUAGACGAAGUCGAAAACAACUCCGGCAAGCGCACUUUACUCACGAAUGUGUUGCGCUAAGUGACAUCCAUUCCAGCAUCUUGCAUUUUUCGUACUUAGUUUUGGUUCACUGUGUUUUUUGAACCACCGCUUUCCAUUCACAGUACCCCUUGAGAGUGGUGUGCAAUAUGCAACGACUUCUACCAUGAUAUUUCCAAUAGCUAAUUGUCGUAAAAUUUUAUUGCGGCUAAAUGUACCGUAUCUUUUAGAAACGCAAUUUACCUACCUACGUACGUACGUAAUCGUAAUAGACUCAAUCGAUAAUU
Messenger RNA from Pseudo-nitzschia multistriata, 3882 nucleotides. The record is from the annotation of a GenBank genome assembly. Lineage: Eukaryota; Bacillariophyta; Bacillariophyceae; Bacillariales; Bacillariaceae.